This is a messenger RNA of Paramisgurnus dabryanus, 2894 nucleotides long. RefSeq names its product protocadherin gamma-A6-like. Gene Ontology annotation, biological process: homophilic cell-cell adhesion. The record is from RefSeq and is a predicted model, not a curated record. Lineage: Eukaryota; Metazoa; Chordata; Actinopteri; Cypriniformes; Cobitidae. Gene Ontology annotation, molecular function: calcium ion binding. Gene Ontology annotation, cellular component: plasma membrane.
CCUUUAUUUAUUUUUAGCUUAUUUAUAUUAUUUUUUAUUUGUUUGUUUUUUAUCUUGCUCGAUGAAAUCUUGAAUGAACAGCGAUAUAAUUUUGGUAAAUUGGUUUUUAAUUGUAUUCAUCAACUAUUUAUUCUGUUGUAUUUAUGGGCUGUUCUGGUGGGCACUAAUCAACACCCGCGUGCCAUAUAUGAAAUUUAAAAUAUAAUAUGUAGAUUACAGCUGACAUUUUUGUAGCUUUUUAAGGAAUUACACUGAUCUUUUCUGACGAGUUGAAGUCUUUUGCUUAGUCGUACUCUGAACAGCAAGGGCCGCUGUUGAUCAAUGAAACUGUUAUAUUCUGUUUUUCACAAGCCUUUAUCCCUCCUCAUUCUGAUGUGAUUUAACUGGUGGGAGAGAAGCUGGCUCGUCGUUUUUAUUCAGGGCGUUUAACUCGAAUUACCACGAUUGAACGUGAUUUUUUUAUAUUAUUUUUCCACACAAUAUUUGGACUACAAUAAGACAGAGAUCAUAAAUAAUUGGAUUUACCGUUUGUUAUUCUUCUGAUUAUGGUGCAACGGGCCUUUUGGAUGACAGAACCGCAUCGUUCACUGCGAUGGAAAAUGCUGUGGCAGUUAAUAAUUUUCGUUUCUUGUUAUUGUUACGCAGCAAACGGACAAAUACGAUAUUCUAUUCCAGAGGAGAUGAAGAAAGGCUCACUUAUCGGUAACGUUGCACAGGAUCUGGGGAUCGAUUUAAAACGGCUUCGUUUGGGUCGAGCGCGUAUCGUGACAGGAGACAGCACUCAGUACGCAGAUCUUAAAACAGACAAAGGGAUUCUAGUUGUGAGUGAGAGAAUAGACCGAGAGGAGCUUUGCGGCGACACCACACCAUGCAGCUUCAGCUUCGAGAUCAUUCUAGAAAAUCCAAUGGAGCUACACCCAGUUACAAUUGAAAUUUUGGAUGAAAAUGAUCAUGCGCCGUCGUUUCUAAACAAAGAGUUAAAAUUCGAAAUAAGUGAAUCCGCAACUCUGGGCUCGCGCUUUCUGCUGGAGAGCGCAGAUGAUCAUGAUGUAGGUGUAAACUCGCUGCAGAAUUACAUUUUGUCGCCAAAUAACCAUUUUGUUUUAAAACAACACUCAAAUCCAGAUGGGAGUAAAUACGCAGAAAUGGUUUUACAGAAAACGUUAGACAGGGAAGCGCAUCCUCAUCUGUCUCUGAAGCUGAUGGCUGUAGAUGGCGGAAACCCGCAGAGGUCUAGCUCUGUUAAUAUAGAUGUUACUGUGUUAGAUGUGAAUGACAACGCACCGCAGUUUAACCAGACUAUAUAUAGAGCAUCCGUGAUGGAAAAUGCACCGAGGAGCACAUACAUUACUACUGUUAAUGCUACGGAUGCCGACGCUGGUUCAAACGGACAGGUAACAUACAAUUUCUAUAAACAGAAAGGAACCGCUGCGCAAUUAUUUGAUAUUGACAGCGACACUGGCAUAAUUUCUGUUGUAGGAGCAAUUGAUCAUGAGAAAGAUACUAAAUUUGAGCUUACAGUCGAGGCGCGGGAUCAGGGUGGACUGACCGAUUCGAGUAAAAUCGUAUUAGAGGUCAUUGACGUAAACGACAAUGCACCUCUCAUUAAUAUAAUGUCUUUUUCAAACACAGUGUCAGAAGAUGCCCCACCCGACACCACUAUUGCAAUAAUUAAUGUUAAGGACUCAGACGCUGAUGAUAAUGGCAAAGUCAGUUGUUUUAUCGAAGGGUCUGAAGCGUUCACUAUAAAAUCAACUUUAAGGAAUUAUUACUCUUUAGUCACAAAUGUUAUUUUAGAUCGUGAAAAGGUGUCAGAGUACAACAUCACAGUCACCGCCUCUGAUUCCGGAAGGCCUCCUCUAAUAAGCAGAAAAGUAUUAAAUCUGAAGGUAACCGAUGUUAAUGAUAAUUCUCCAGUUUUCCAAAACAGUGUUUAUAAUUCAUUCUUGUUAGAGAAUAAUUCACCCGGCGUUUCUAUUAUUAAAAUCAUAGCUCACGACCCGGACGAAAAUCAGAAUGCGCGUAUUUCUUACAUUUUAGAAGAAAGUGAUUUGAUCGGGUCUCCUGUAGGAACUUACGUUUCAGUUAACACUGAGAGUGGGGUUGUACACGCAGUCCGCUCUUUUGAUUAUGAACAAAUAAAAAACUUUAAAAUAACUAUUAAAGCGCAGGAUGGCGGCUCUCCUCCACUUUGUAGUAACGUAACCGUGAACAUUUUCAUCCAAGAUCAGAAUGACAACGCGCCUCAAGUUCUGUAUCCGGUCCAGUCUGGUGGUUCUGUUGUGGCUGAAAUAGUGCCUCGUUCUGCAGAUGUUGGUUAUCUGGUCACUAAAGUGGUCGCUGUUGAUGUGGACUCUGGACAGAAUGCCUGGCUCUCAUAUAAACUGCAGAAAGCCACAGACAGGGCGCUGUUUGAAGUGGGCAUACAGAAUGGAGAAAUAAGAACUUUACGCCAAGUGACAGAUAAAGAUGCUGUGAAACAAAGACUCACUGUUGUAGUGGAGGACAACGGACAGCCCUCUCGUUCAGCUACAGUUAAUGUUAACGUGGCGGUAGCGGACAGCUUCCCUGAAGUGCUCUCAGAAUUCACCGACUUUACGCACGACAAAGAAUACAAUGACAACCUAACGUUUUGUUUAGUCUUGGCUUUGGCUGCAGUUUCAUUUCUUUUUAUAACAUGUUUAGUCGUCAUAUUAUCUAUUAAAAUCUACAGAUGGAGGCAAUCUCGCUUGUAUUACAAGUCCAAUCUCCCAGUCAUUCCUUACUAUCCACCCCGUUACGCGGACACAUUAGGCACAGGAACACUUCAACACGCAUACAAUUAUGAGGUUAUGAGGAUUCAAAGAUUUUUAAGAUCACGAAAAAUGUUUUCACUGUAGUGGUUUCUUUCAUGU